Rotaria sordida is the source of this 2718-nucleotide messenger RNA. The record is from the annotation of a GenBank genome assembly. NCBI's taxonomy places the organism in Eukaryota, Metazoa, Rotifera, Eurotatoria, Philodinida, Philodinidae.
AUGUUUACUAACAGUAGUAAUAAUAAUCGUUCCACUACAGGUGCUGGUAGUGGAUAUGAAUUUAGUGUUAAUGAUGUAUGUGAUCGAUUAGAAAAAGAAUUUACACAUAUGCAAGGUGAACGAGCACAAUUACGUAUUGAAUGUGAAAAAUUAACUGCAGAAAAAAAUGAAGUACAAAGACAAUAUUGUCUUUAUUAUGAAAUGGCAUAUCGUUUAUCAUAUGAAAUGCAUAAACAAACAGAAAUAACAAAACGUUUAAUAGCAUUAUUACAUCAAAUCAUUCCUUAUUUAACACCUGAACAACAAGCACAUGCAUUACCUGCACUUGAACGUGCUAAACAAGUUACAGUAAAUGAUCUUAACAGUGUGAUUCAACAACAAUUUCAUGCACAAGCAACAGCAGUUGCACUUGCUGCUGCUUCGAAUUCAUCACCAACUGGUGCUGGUCUUCCACCAUUACCUGGUGGAAUUCCUGGUUUAUCUUCUGGUCUUGGUUCAGCACCUCAUCUUCAAUUACCCGGUCCACCAGGUCUUCCAGGUUCUGGUGCUGGUCUUCCACCAGGCAUGCUAAACUAUACAUCAGUAUUAAGCAGUUUAGCUUCUCAAUAUGCACCAGGUAUUAAAGAAGAAGGUGCUUCAUCAAUGUCAAAAGAAAAUGCAUCAUCACCUCGAGCUAAUAAUAGUGAUUUAACAUUAGGAACAAAAGGUACAACAAGUAGUAGUCGAUCAUCAACAAAUGGAAAAUCAUCUAAACAUCGACCAUCAAGUAAUAGUAGUAAUAUGCCUAAACCAAUAAAACCAUCAACAACAGAAAGUGAUGGUGAACGAAGUGAAUCAGAUUUAGUUAUUGAUACAAGUAUUGGAAAUCCUAAACAUACAAAUGGUAGUAAUAAUUCUGGUAGUGGACUUCUUUUACCAAAUGGAAUUAAAUCAGAAAUAACUGAUAAUACAACAGGUUCAAUAACAACAAAUGAAACUAUGCCAGCAACACCACCAGUAUCAACAGCUAAUGGUGCUGGCAGUGGAGGUUCAUCAAAAACUCGACGUGAUCGAAGUCCUAUGUCUGAUAAAGAUAAUUCACAAAGAAAUAGUAUGUCAUCAUCAACUAUUAAAAAAGAACGAAAUACACCACAACCUAAUAAAUCGAUGACACCAACAACAGGAUCAAAUGUUGUACAAUCAAAUGUUGGUGCUCCUCAAUUACAACAAGGUGGUCCAUUAGGUUUACCACAUGGACUUUCUGGACGUAUGCCAACUGGUGCUCCAUUCGGUUUUAAUCCAGGUCCGUUUUCUUCACCUGAAGCAUUAGCAGCUGCUUUUGGUGCACUUGGUCCACAUCAUGGAAAUCCAUUAAAUCCAUUUGGACCAUUUGGUCAUCCAUUUGCACAGGCUGAAGUUGCUCAAGCAAUGGCUAUGGCUGCUCAACAUCAACAUGCUCAACAAAUGGCCCAAGCACAAGCAGCUGCUGCUGCAGCUCAAGCAGCAGCUGUUGCAGCAGUACAACGACAACAGCAACAACAACAACAACAACAACAGCACCAACAACAACAUGGAUCUAGUAAUCAUCAUCAUGUAAUGAAUCAAGCUUAUUCAUUUUUUACUACAACCGAUGGUCAAGGUAAUCCAGUAACAACACCUGUUAAUAUGACACCUGAAGCAUUAACUGGUCCUAAUAUACCAACGUCAGCACGAGAACUUGCUACAUUAAUGCAUGGUGAAGUUGUUUGUGCAGUAACCAUUAGUGAACAAUCAAAACGCAUUUAUACUGGUGGUAAAGGUUGUGUUAAAGUUUGGGAUCUUAAACAAACAGGAACUGUACGAACACCAUUAUCUUAUUUUAAAUGUCUUAAUGAUGAUAGUUAUAUACGUUUUUGUAAAUUACUUGCUGAUGAUCGUACACUUGUUGUUGGUGGUGAAGCAAAUGUUAUAUCAAUUUGUGAUCUAUCAGCAGUUACUGGUGGUUCAGCAUCUAAUACUCGUUCAUCAACACCAAAUUCAAAUGCAUCAUCACCAACACCAUCAUCUAAUCAACCACCAUCAUCAACAUCACCAAGAAUAAAAGGUGAAUUAAAAUUAAAUGCUCCAGCUUGUUAUGCACUUGCUAUUGGUCCAUCGGAUUCUAAACUAUGCUAUUGUUGUUGUUCAGAUGGUUCAAUAGCUAUUUAUGAUAUUCAUAAUCAAUCACUUGUUAAAUCUUUUGUUGGACAUACUGACGGUACAUCAUGUAUUGAUAUAGCACCUGAUGGUCGUACAAUGUGGACAGGUGGAUUAGAUAAUACAGUUCGAUGUUGGGAUCUUCGUAAUGAUUAUGCUCCAUUACAAACAUAUGAAUUUGAUUCACAAAUAUUUACAUUGGGAUAUUGUCCAACAGGUGAAUGGCUUGCUGUUGGUAUGGAAUCAUCAACUGUUGAAUUAAUUAAUAUUUCAUCAGCAAUGAGUAAUUCAUCAAGUCCAUCAAUGAAAAAAAAUCAUGAUAAAUAUACACUUAGUUUACAUGAAAGUUGUGUUUUAGCACUUAAAUUUGCUCAUCAAGGUAAAUGGUUUAUAUCAGCUGGAAAAGAUAAUUAUAUUCAUUGUUGUCGUACACCAACUGGUCUUCUUUUAUUUCAAUCAAAAGAAUCAUCAAGCGUUCUUUGUUGUGACAUUUCAGCUGAUGAUAGAUAUAUUUUGACAGGUUCAGGCGAUAAAAAAGCCACACUCUAUGAAGUCACAUAUUGA